AGAGAGCGCGCGGGCGCGAAGGAAGGAAGGCACGAACUGUCGAACUGCCGCUGCUGUCUCGCGCUAGAAGGAAGAGGGGAGGGGGAGGGUCUAAGGAGAAAAAGAGCGCUCCUGAUUGGGCGGCGGAGGGAGGGUGAGUGGCAGGCUCUCACCUGAGGGCGUUGCUGAGGCCCCGCCCACUUCCCUGAAGGAGAGUGGGAAGGAAAGGGGAAAGGGAAGGGAGGAGGAAGCCUGGUUUCUGAGGGGGUCAUUUCUCUUGAGGGGUGGGUGACAGGGAACUAUUAGCUUCCAUAGCUGUGUGUGUGAAUCUUCUCCAUUGGGGACUUUCCAUUGGGGAGGCUUGAGGGUCCCCAAUCCCUGUGUAUUUGGGAAGGAGUGUUAACUUCUGGAGGAACAUUUUAGGCGUUUCAAGGCCUAUUUUGGGAAGAAGCAAGGGAGAAACCCUCUUGUUUCUGAGGGUUUGUCCAAGUUUGGGUCUCUGACCUUUAUUUUGGGAAGGGUUUCUUCUGGAGGAUUUUAUUAAAACAGAGCUUUCAUUGUAGGCCUUCAUCCUGUUUGUGGGGGGAGGACUGCAAUUUUAAUUUGGGGUGUGUGUGUAUCUGUGGCCUACUUUAAAGGGUUGUUUCCCUUCUGUGGGAGAAGACAACAUUUUGAGGCGUGUUUGAAUUUUUCACUUCCUUCUGAUCUUGUAGUCUAUUAUCUCUCAAUUUUCUUUCUUUCUGUCAUUUCUAUUUGAUCUUGAAACACUCCUAUUUCUCCCCAUUUGUUGUGUUUCCAGAGCAGAGACUUGUUACUCUAUAUUGGAAACCCAGAAUAAAGGUGUGUAGGUUAAAAUAAAUUAGGACAGAUUAAAAAAAACUUUUCUAAGGGAAAGAAGAUGAUUCUAUAUUUGGGGGCACUUUGCCGCAGAAGAAGUCUCUGCUUUGGGAUCUCUGUCAGUGGCUCCCUGAGGGAUCUAGUGGAUCACUUCUGAAAGGGUUGGCCCACAGAUCUUAAACUUGCAGAGACUUUAAAGGUCAGGGUCUGUUCCUUUUGCAGCCUGUUUUUUUUUUUUAAAGAUUGUGAAGAGGCCAGGCUUACAUAGGUGUCAGGUGUCAAGGUAGGAACUGGGAUGUAAAUUAGUACCAAAAGGCCUAUAUUUUGGGAGUUGAAGUCUGUCAUUACUCCCAUUAUACGGCUCGCCUGCAUGCACAUUACUUCCUUCCUGCUCCUGCUGCUGUUUAAUUGACCUUACACCAGGGAAAUGUCGGAGCUGAGGAGGCGAGGAGCUGCAGGAGAUCAUGAAACUGACAGCAUCCUUGACAAGGAUGCAGAUGGUGAUGAAAGGUUUGCAGAACUAGAUCUCAGAACUGAUUUAGAUGUUCCUGAAGUUGUUCCAGCAAAAGACAGCACUCCAGAAAUUUUUAAGAAGGCCCUUUCUGGCUUAUCUUCCAGAUGGAAGAAUUGGUGGAUUCGAGGGAUUUUAACAUUACUUAUGAUUUCAGUUUUUUUCCUGAUCAUAUACAUGGGAUCAUUUAUGCUGAUGCUUCUUGUCUUGGGCAUACAAGUGAAAUGUUUCCAUGAAAUCAUCACUAUAGGUUAUAGAGUUUAUCGUUCGUAUGACUUGCCAUGGUUUAGGACACUAAGCUGGUAUUUCCUGCUUUGUGUGAACUACUUCUUUUAUGGUGAGACAGUAGCAGAUUACUUUGCUACAUUUGUUCAAAGACGAGAGCAGCUUCAGUUCCUAAUUCGCUAUCACCGGUUUAUAUCCUUUACACUUUAUCUAGCAGGUUUCUGCCUGUUUGUAUUGAGUUUGGUGAAAAGGCAUUAUCGUCUACAGUUUUACAUGUUCGCAUGGACUCAUGUCACUUUGCUGAUCACUGUAACUCAAUCCCAUCUUGUCAUCCAAAAUCUGUUUGAAGGCAUGAUCUGGUUUCUGGUUCCAAUCUCAAGUGUUAUUUGCAACGAUAUUGCAGCUUAUAUCUUUGGAUUCUUUUUUGGCAGAACUCCAUUAAUUAAGCUGUCACCCAAAAAGACCUGGGAAGGCUUCAUUGGCGGCUUCUUUACCACAGUUGUGUUUGGAUUCAUUGCUGCCUACCUUUUGGCUCAAUAUCAGUAUUUUGUAUGCCCUGUGGAAUACAACAGUGAGACUAACAGAUUUGUCACAGAGUGUGAACCUUCAGAACUGUUCCAGUUGCAGAAAUACUCCUUACCACCAUUACUUCAAGUUCUUCUAGGAAAAGAAUCGGUGAAUUUGUAUCCAUUCCAAAUGCAUAGCAUCGCUUUGUCAACUUUUGCAUCCCUAAUUGGGCCAUUUGGAGGUUUUUUUGCUAGUGGAUUUAAAAGAGCUUUCAAAAUAAAGGAUUUUGCUGACACUAUUCCUGGUCAUGGUGGAAUAAUGGACCGCUUUGACUGUCAGUACUUGAUGGCUACCUUUGUUCAUGUCUAUAUCACCAGUUUCAUAAGAGGCCCUAAUCCCAGCAAAUUACUGAAACAGCUGUUGGUGCUGCAGCCAGAAGAGCAAUUAAGUGUUUAUAAAACUCUGAAGUUGCAUCUCAUUGAAAAGGGGAUCCUUCAGGCACCUCUGAGGGGAUAGAACGGCCAAAGUGUGGAUUGCAAAGAGAAGCACAACUGGAAAUGCAGUUUUGCUUGUACAGAGCAAAGUGCGUUGGACUGAAGACAGACGGUGGGUCUGAAAAUAUGAAUGUCUUGUUUACUGAGAUUACUGUGAAUACCCAGGAGGCAAUGCAAGGUUUUAGUUCUUUUCCAACAAUUGCAUGUUUCUGUUACCUAGUUCAGUUUCUUGGGUUGAUGAAAAGAGACAUCUCCCUUAGUUUUCAGCUUCAGGUUUUUAUUUUUGUUUUUAUUUUUUUAAAAUAACUAUUUUUAAAUGGCGAGGCACACACUCCUUCGAUCUAGACUAAAAUAAAUAAAUAAAGGGAUUCUUGGGAGUGUGCAAAUCCUUCAUAAGAACUCAUUUUAAUGCAAUGCUAUUAAUGACUCCAGUUCAUUUAAUAACAUUUAAUAUUACUGUGUUGGCACUACAAUUUUAGUUGACAGUGUGACUAAAUAAUCAAGUGGCAAUAGACACUGUUUUAUGCUGUUAUAUUACCUCCAAAAAUAGGAAAGGGGGCUGUGACAAAUACCUUCGUUUUCUGGAUUCCUCAGGUUUGUUUGUUUCUGUAUUUGCAAAGCCUGGGGUGGAGGAACCAGCAGGUGGAAAGGCACAGGUCCUUGUCAAAGCGAAGUACCCUUUCUGAGGUGGGAGAAGGGAGUCACAAGGAUCGUUCUGAAGCACAAAACACCUCUUGUCCUCUUCUUUACCAGCAUGCUUUAUCCAGGACUUUUGGGCCCCAAGGAUUGGUGGCUCUUAAAAAUGUGUUCAGUUGUGCCUCAGGGUUGAGAGAGAUGUGGCUUAAUGGAAAUUCUUUUCUCUGCCUUGUGUUAAGUGCAAUACGUGAGCAAUCUCUAGCCUCAUUGAGACCAUUUUCAUGAAGACAGGGUGGCCUUGUCUGUUAUGGCCCGUUGGCUAAAUGAGCUCUAGGAUGAGAGGUGAAUUGGCUCUCCCAUCCGUCUCCACUGUGAUCCUGAGGGCAUUUGUUCGGCAACAUCCCUGAUCUGGAUCUGUGGGAAGGGCGGGCCUUCAAGUGGUAGCCAACUCUGCUUAUGCACAAGUCUGUAUGAAAUGCAUCAUUCCUAAUAUUCAUGGCACGAGUUGCUGCUUUGUAGUUUCUUUCAUCAUGUAAUAAUCCAAAACUAUAUUUUAAAGCAAAUAAAGUAAUAACUUUGAUGCACACAUAAACCAAAAACGUAGUGUGGUAGUGAUUAAUGUAAUAGGACUUGAGGGCAUUAGGAGUACAAUCCUGCCUGCAGCGGCUUAUGGUGAAAACCUUAUGAAGAGGAGCUGCAGUUUCCACUUAGAUGAAAUGGGCUUUGUGCAAGACAACAUUCAAACAGCAUUGUAUCUAGGGAUAAACCUUCUUUUCAAUGAACUGCUCAAGCUUGGUAUUUCUGCUUUGUUGGACGGCAACAGAUACAGCUUAGUCUGGCCUCCUUAAGCUAAACCAUGUAGCAAAAGUAACAGCACGUUAACUUCUGAUUCUUGCAUGAAUGACAUUUGUUUACAUCACGCUUGAAGCUCAUUUAUGUUCUAUUGCAAUGUUAGAGAUUAUUCUGGAGUAGGUGAGUAGCGGAUUGCCAAUGUUUAUAUGCUAAGCACUAACUUGUAGAAGAGUUGGGGUACAUUAUUGCACAUGUUCUAAUUUGCUUCGGUAGCAAAGGAGCAAUGCUGGUGUGUCUUCUUUAUGUGCUUUUCCAAUUAUGACAAAAUCAGAUACAGAAAGCCCUGAUGGUGUGGCAGCGUCAGCUGUAAUUUUUUGCCAUUCGGGGUAUAGGGAAGAGCUGUUUUGUGGUUUUUUUUUUUUUUUUUUUACAAAUCAGCUUAUUGCAAGGGCACAUGUAGGACACAAAUAUCUUGACAGCAGGAAACAGUCAUUUUGGGGCCAUGAGGCUGGAUAGAUUCUUAUAAGUUACAAAACAACUUGUCCAUUUACAUUUACACAUCAAAUUAAUAUGGUACUGGGUUUUCUGAAGAAGUUCAACCUUGUUGUUUGUGAAGUCUAGCACAUGGUGGACUUCUUCAGAUGACACAGUUGCAUUAGGGCUUUACUUCAUCCACUCUUCCCUGCAUUAUUUCAGUGUCUAUACAGGAGAUGAGUAGGAACAUGCCUGCAUUUGCCCUUGUGUGGACCUGUGGUGAUCCCUAUUUAUUUGUAGCACACCAUCAUGGGUAGUGGCAGUCAGUGAUCUUGUGUUUUUAAAUACGCCUCUCUUACAGGACUUUUCUGUGCAUGAGUAGAUUUUUUAGUUUCCUAAAGUGCUGGGGUCACCUGUCAGUCUUUUGGACUAAACACAAACAACCCAAUGGGUUUAAACUGGGAAGCUAAAACAGAGCACAGCCUAAAACUUAAGGGAGAGCCUAAUUGAAAAAUAAUGCUACUGAGUUCAGGUUUUAAGACUUCAGAAGGAAUAUUUGCACUGAAAUGAGUAAUUACUGGUAUAGGCUGCUGAGAUGUGGGUCUUAACAGUUUUCCUAGAAAACAUCAGCCUAAUUAGUCUGUCCUGAAGAUGACUCAUAGGAGAAAAUACAGAAUUUAGUUUUAUUGUAUAACUGUAACAUUUGGGUUGUUUUGGUGUAAUGUCUUUAGUGUUUGUUUUGAAAUAAGAUUGUAAUUAAGCCAUUAAAUUUAAGAGAGGAGCUGAAUCUGCCAGCUCUGUUGCACUGUUAAAGAACCCAUUGUAAAAUGCUGCUAUUCAUUAAAAGUGAAAUGUUUUUGGAUGUACUCUUACUGUUUAGAAUUAUUUUGUCUCCAGAAUGCUAUUGAAGAAGGGCUUUCCGUGUGCUUUUCAGAGACCAUGUAAGAAUAUUACGUGCUGUGGGUGAAAACUCACACUUCAGGUAUACAAUAUAAGCAGGUUGUGGCAAAGUCUAUAAAGUGGUGCCAGUAGGAAACCAUUUGCUAAGCCUUACAAUUUCAAUUAAAACUGAAAACUGUGAAGGAGCCGUGCUCUCUGAAUUGCACCAAUACCAGUACAUUCUUCAUGUCUUGGAACUUGAUAUAGAAAGGCGAGUGGAAAUCUGCUUGUUUUAGCUUGUAUUUUCUUCAUUACACACCCAGGAUAUUUCAGCUACCCAUUUUCCCUUUCUCUGUUUAAAUAAACGGUGUAAUGAAAAUCCUUCCAAUAUUUUCCUUAAACAUGCACUUCUCUUGGGUGAGACAUCUCUGCCUUGUUUAGCAAAACUGUAGAAAAUUAUGUGUAUAUAAUGCAAAUGUUGAACAUAGACAUAUAUCUUAGUUUACUUUUGUAGAGAUGGGCUUGGGGAUAAUAAAAGCUCUGAUCAAAGUCUUAA
Anolis carolinensis (green anole) is the source of this 5890-nucleotide messenger RNA. It is a transcript of the gene cds1, whose product is annotated as CDP-diacylglycerol synthase 1. The transcript has 13 exons. Gene Ontology annotation, cellular component: endoplasmic reticulum membrane. Lineage: Eukaryota; Metazoa; Chordata; Lepidosauria; Squamata; Anolidae. The coding region runs from base 1244 to 2575 and encodes 443 amino acids. The record is from RefSeq and is a predicted model, not a curated record. Gene Ontology annotation, molecular function: phosphatidate cytidylyltransferase activity.